This is a messenger RNA of Anopheles cruzii, 1323 nucleotides long. RefSeq names its product lysosomal alpha-mannosidase-like. The transcript has 6 exons. Lineage: Eukaryota; Metazoa; Arthropoda; Insecta; Diptera; Culicidae. The coding region runs from base 1 to 1323 and encodes 440 amino acids. The record is from RefSeq and is a predicted model, not a curated record. Gene Ontology annotation, cellular component: lysosome. Gene Ontology annotation, molecular function: alpha-mannosidase activity. Gene Ontology annotation, biological process: mannose metabolic process.
AUGCUAAAACACAGCACCAAUUCGAUUGGCGGCCGUCUGGCUGUUGUGACGGGCCUCUUCGCAGUGCUUCUCGUCUGCAGCACCUUGACACUGGUCUCGUGUGGACCGUUCCGGUCAGGAGCCCGACGUGCCGGCAAUACGCUCGUCAAACAAGUGGCCGAAAGUGAUGAGUACGUAGAAUUUGGUCGAAAGUUUAGUGACCAAUCAUCAUGCGGAUAUGAGUCGUGCCCGAAAGCGAAGAAAAAUAUGCUGAACGUGCACCUGGUGCCACAUACGCACGAUGAUGUGGGUUGGCUGAAGACCGUCGACCAGUACUACUAUGGCAGCAGAACGAGCAUUCAGAAGGCCGGUGUGCAGUACAUUCUCGACUCGGUCAUACAGUCUCUGCUGGACAACUCCGAGCGUAAGUUCAUCUACGUCGAAUCGGCGUUCUUCUUUAAAUGGUUCUACGAGCAAACGGAGGAACUGCAGCAGCAGGUCAAACAGCUGGUGAACGAGGGACGCCUGGAAUUCAUUGGCGGGGCGUGGAGUAUGAACGAUGAGGCGGCAGCCCAUUACCACAGCAUCUUGGACCAGUUUACCUGGGGUUUGCGUAAGCUGAACGACACGUUCGGUGCGUGUGGACGGCCCCGGAUCGGAUGGCAGAUCGAUCCGUUCGGACACUCGCGCGAACAGGCAUCCCUGUUGGCGCAGAUGGGCUACGAUGGGAUGUUUUUUGGCCGGCUCGACUACCAGGACAAGGAGGAACGCAUGAACCACAAACGGGCGGAAAUGAUUUGGCAGACCAGUGCCAACCUGGACGAUAGCGAUCUGUUCACCGGUGUGCACUACAACCUCUACCAAGCGCCGGCCGGGUUCUGCUUCGAUAUCUUGUGCUCCGACGAGCCGUUCAUCGAUGGGCGCUAUUCGGCGGAAAACAAUGUUAAAGCCAAAGUCGACAAGUUCCUGUACUACGUGGAUCAGCAGGCCCAAAGCUACCGGACGAACAACAUCCUCCUCACCAUGGGUGGGGAUUUCACCUACAUGGACGCCAACGUGUACUUCAAAAACAUGGACAAACUGAUCAAGUACACUAACGCACGGCAAGCGAAUGGUACGAACGUGAACGUGUUCUACUCCACACCGUCCUGCUAUCUGAAGGCGCUGCACGAUACGGGCAUCACGUGGCCUACGAAGAGUGACGAUUUCUUCCCCUACGCUUCCGAUCCCCACUCGUUCUGGACCGGCUACUAUACGUCGCGACCGACCACUAUUAAGAUCAUUUUGCAGAGAUCUGAACAGAAGAUAGCCCUGAUGGUGCAAGGUCAGGCGUGGAUGCAUUAA